This is a messenger RNA of Leptomonas pyrrhocoris, 1092 nucleotides long. RefSeq lists its product as hypothetical. Bases 46 to 1092 code for a protein of 348 amino acids. The transcript has a single exon. The record is from RefSeq and is a predicted model, not a curated record. NCBI's taxonomy places the organism in Eukaryota, Euglenozoa, Kinetoplastea, Trypanosomatida, Trypanosomatidae.
GUACGUUGAGGAUGCCUUCACAAAGACUGCAUACGCAGACGCACGAUGGGCGAGACAGUCACCAAGGUGAGCGGCGCGGCGGCGCUGAAGCUGCAACGGGAGCGCAGCUCUACCUACCAGCAGUGGACGUCGCAGUUCCACCGCGCGCUCGCUGGCGCCAUCACGCCCGACGAACUGCACCGCAACAUCCAGGGCGUUGUCCUCCCCGAGCUUCAGCGCGUCAGCACGGCCUUGCGCGCCCUGCAGAGGUCUCUGACGGAGCAGAUGGGUGGUGAUGGGGUGCCCAAUCCAGCCACCGCAUCUGCCGCAGAGAACCGCGUGGCGGACAACCAACACAGCAGAGAGAGAAACUUAGCUGAGUGGAUCGACCAGCUGCAGAGUCUGGAGCGAGAACACUACGGGGUCACGCUCGCCUUGGCAAGUCAGCUGGUGGAUCACUGCACGCCGAACGUUCUCUCUGCCCUUCCGCUGACAGGCGAAAAGGAGGAGAUGCAGUCGCAGGGUUUGCCAGCGAAGGCGACGGAGCUGUCAGGUGAAGUCGUCCCCGCGGACGUUAAAUCGCUCUUUAAGCCUGAGGACUCUGAGGACGAAGACAGCAAUGAAGAAAUUGAAUGGAGGGGGAAGCGCCCCGCUGGUCCUCCUCCGGCGCCCGCACCUGCAGCCGAGGCAGACGCCGCUGAGAAGCAGACGGCAGUACCGGCAACGUUGUGCGUGCACGACGGCGGACGAUGUGCGUUGCUGCGCCUCAUUCCCCCUCUCUUUCAAACGCACCUGUUUUUUGUGGAUUGCAAGGAGGGGGUGGACGAGUUAGGCGGUGCGUCGAGCUCGUCUUCUGCGUCGUUGUCACCUCAUGACGGCGACGACGGCGCGGAGAGCCUGGCGUUGCCUGUGUACGGGAAAAGGGAGAGCGGCAGGGCAGCAGGAAACGGCCAGCGAGGCACGCCGAUCGCCUAUUACGUGCCGUCGGUUGUCUCCCACCGCUGCGUGGGUUGGUCGCGUACGGUGGAGCCCAUCGUGCGCCGCCAAGACGCACUUCGCACCGCCAUCGAAGACAUGUGUGAGGAGCUGCAGAACGAAGUCAGCGACCUGUGA